UUUCUUAGUGUUUUAUUUUUAUGAAUAAAAAUAUUCAAAAAGCUGCAUAUUGUUAACUUUUAUGUGGCUCUAACAAUUUAAAUUUGUUUAAAAUGAGUAAUUCAAAAUUGGUCAUUGAUAAGCAUAACGAGACAUUAAAUUUGUGUUGGAUAGAUUGUACUAAAUUAUGUGAGAUUAUAAUUUCUGAAUUGAUUUAAUCAAUUUUGAGAGAGGAGAUAAAAUAAUCUCAAGUGAAUGGAUAAGAUAGAUAUCUCAUGAUUAUGCCUGAAAGAAAAUUCAUACGAGAUGAUAUUUAUACUCCCGUUGACUCAUAUUACUUGUCUACUUUUCUCAAUACACGCCUCCUAAGAAAUCAUCAAUAAGAUGGACUGUAUAUUCACUCCGUUUCAAAAAGAAUCUUUUUGAAACUUAUAAAUCUGUUCCGUAUCUAAAAAAAAAUUAUUAAUUGUAGGAGUAAAAUGAUAAAAUUUUAAUUAAUUUUAUCUUUAUUUGGUAAAUGAAUAAAUAAGUUGAGACAAUUAAUAUGAGAUGGAGGGAGUACCAUCAACCAAACAUUUUAUUUCAAAUUUAAUAAUGAGAAAUCCCAUUUUAUUCGUGUACAAAGGAUGAUCUCUCAAUGAUUAUUACUCCUAAAAUGCAAGUAAGGCAUCGAAUGUUUCUUUUUCUUUUUCGGGGUUUAAAUAGUACUACUAAUAUAUUUAUGUUUUUACCAGCUAAUAGAAUAUAAUAUACAAAAGUUGAAAUUUAUUUAAUGUUAUUAAUGUUUUUUCGGUUGCAGUCAGAUAUGGUCAUAAAUUAGGACAUGAAGAAACUCGUGAACCUUUUAUUUUCAAAUUAUUUCCCUCCUCACUUCUUUCAUUUUUACUAUAAGAGAGUAUUUCUGUUUGUUUUGGCUUUAUACAACAGUGAUCAUAUACUAUAUUUUGGGUGAAAUAGUUAUGGGAAGUAAUGAUGAUUAUUGCAGCAUUUCGAUUAUCACAGCUAGAGCUUGUAAUGAGAUUAGGAAAAGAGGAUCACAAACUACGUGUAGUCAGAGUUUUACUACAUGUAUAUCGCCUAGGUGGAUUUUUUCGCGCUUUUUUGAAACUGGAGAUAGAAAUAAGGCGAAGAAGAAGAAGAAGAAGAGGGAGAAGGAUUUAGCAUUAGAAGAUCCAGGAGAGAAGAAAGCGGACUCGAUGAACCUAGGCAUUGGAUUUGGUCUUAUUUAUCUGUUUAAUGCAACCAAAAAUGAACUCAACAAGAUCGUUGAGAUUCGCAGAGAAAUGGAAAUCUUGCUUCAUAAUUCCAAUAUGGAAUUCCAAAACCAAAGAAGAAUGAGAAGUAAUGUGUGUGGUGCAUCCAAUUCAAGAACCAAAAUCUCACACUAUGAUUCAGAUUGUGUUGAACAAUUCGCAUGCUCAAGUGAUAUAGAAGAAGAAUCAGAAAUUACUUGCAGCCAUGAUCAUCCUUUGAACUGCAAAUUAAAGAAAAGAAAUGAAAGGAAUUUGGAAAUGAACCAACUUGAAGCUGAACUUGAAGUUGAAUUAGAACGUUUGCAGUUCCAUUUGGACUCAGACGUUAUGUUGAAAUAUCCAACACAACAAGAUCUCGAGAUUACGGAUGGAUAUAGCUCGGAGGAAGGAAGCCUUAGUACAAGGUUUGCAGAAGUCGAUAAGCCUAGUUGCUGCAUAACAUCACUAGAAAACUGUGGAGUUCCGGCAGAAGAAUUAAGGAGGAAGCUGCACGAGCUUCUGCAAGAAAGGCAAGAAGAAAGGAUCAAAGAACUGGAGUCAGCUUUAGAAUCCACCAUGCAACAACUUGCAGAAAAAGAAGAAGAGGUCUGUUGGUGGAGAGAUACUGCCAAGGUCAUUUCUCAACAUGCUCCAAGUCGCCGAUCACUUACUAAGUUGGGUUAAAAGCUAAGCCACACACCAACCUUGAGGGAAACUGUCUAAAGUUUUUUUGGAUAGAAAGAAAUAGGAA
Molecule: messenger RNA, 1962 nt
Organism: Capsicum annuum
Lineage: Eukaryota; Viridiplantae; Streptophyta; Magnoliopsida; Solanales; Solanaceae
Product: protein POLAR LOCALIZATION DURING ASYMMETRIC DIVISION AND REDISTRIBUTION
Exons: 3
Coding region: 939-1895 (318 amino acids)
Biological process (GO): asymmetric cell division
Source: RefSeq, a predicted model, not a curated record